AUGUCCUCCGUCGUGGUCCCCCGCACAUUCCGCUUAUUGGAAGAACUCGAGCAAGGCCAGAAAGGCGUCGGCGACGGGACGAUAAGUUGGGGUUUGGAGAAUGACGACGAUAUGACGCUGACCUCCUGGACUGGGAUGAUCAUCGGGCCGCCCAGGACCCCCUACGAGAACCGGAUGUACUCGCUGAAGAUGGAAUGCAACGAGCGCUACCCGGACGAGCCCCCCGCACUUAAAUUCUUAUCCAGGAUCAGCAUGAACUGCGUCAAUGGGGUCACGGGGGCGGUCGACCCCCGUAUGGUCCCGAUCCUCUCCCGAUGGCAGCGAGACUACACAAUCAAGACGAUUCUCCAAGAACUCCGUCGCCUCAUGACGAUGAAGGACAACUUGAAACUAACUCAACCUCCGGAGGGCUCGCUCUUCUAAUUUAUUUCCUCACCACAAAAAUUAAUUUCUUUUUAUGAAUAAAUUUAUUUACAUUUCAAUUAACUACAGA
Molecule: messenger RNA, 493 nt
Organism: Folsomia candida
Lineage: Eukaryota; Metazoa; Arthropoda; Collembola; Entomobryomorpha; Isotomidae
Gene: Uev1A
Product: ubiquitin-conjugating enzyme E2 variant 2
Exons: 4
Coding region: 1-423 (140 amino acids)
Biological process (GO): DNA damage tolerance; protein K63-linked ubiquitination
Cellular component (GO): nucleus
Source: RefSeq, a predicted model, not a curated record